AUGUCCAAUCUACCAUCACUUAUCUUCGUCCCCGGCUCCUGGCAUAAACCGAAAUGCUACGAUCCGAUCAUAAAACUCCUCCAACCCAACCUAAAAUGCAUCGCAAUCACCCUCCCUUCAACGUCGGGAAGCCCAGCCGCAAGUUUCAAAGAUGAUCUCGACGCCACGCGCUCAGUCAUAUCCAGUGAGACCUCAGCCGGACGCAAUGUGAUUGUCGUCGCGCACUCCUACGGCGGUAUGGUUGGUAAUAGCGCUGUCAAGGGGUUCACUCGAAAUUCUAAGGACCAAGGUCAGUCCUCGAAGGGGUACGUAAUCGGCAUCGUUCUCAUAGCCUCUGGUUACACCCUCACCGGACUUGCCUUUAUGGAUCCAUUCUUUGGUCAUCCGCCUCCCUCCUGGCGUGUUAACAGCGACAGCGGAUAUGCAGAGUUUGUCACGCCACCACGUGAGCUCUUUUAUCACGACUUGCCAGAAGAAGAAGCGGAGUAUUGGGUUUCGCAACUUACGACCCAGAGUCUCAAAGCUUUGUUCGAGGGUGCCGAGUAUACAUAUGCUGGGUGGCAAGAUGUGCCUUCAUGGUAUAUCGGUACUAUUGAGGAUCGGGGGUUGCCGGUGUUAGCCCAACGGAUGACGGUGGGAAUGGCGAGGUCAAUGGGUGGUAACGUUGUGCAUCGAGAGCUGCAGACGAGUCAUUCGCCCUUCUUGAGCCAACCGAAGGCGACUGUGAAGAUCAUACUGGAGGCUGUUGGGGCGUUUACAGGGGAGUCAGUAGAUGAUUCUGGAGAAUCUGCGAGCGGAAGUAACGCGGUGAUUACAAUUCCGAACGCUAGGCUCUUGCAGCCUUUAUCGUGGUUUAAAUUUGGAUUGCCACUGGCCUUUGGGCAUAUACUAGGAAGAGGCUAUCUCUAUUUCACUUGGGGGAAGGGCUUGUGGAGGUCUUGGUUCCGUUGA
Molecule: messenger RNA, 951 nt
Organism: Penicillium lagena
Lineage: Eukaryota; Fungi; Ascomycota; Eurotiomycetes; Eurotiales; Aspergillaceae
Product: alpha/beta hydrolase
Exons: 1
Coding region: 1-951 (316 amino acids)
Source: RefSeq, a predicted model, not a curated record